Molecule: messenger RNA, 1916 nt
Organism: Phacochoerus africanus (Common warthog)
Lineage: Eukaryota; Metazoa; Chordata; Mammalia; Artiodactyla; Suidae
Gene: TNFSF13
Product: TNF superfamily member 13
Exons: 6
Coding region: 931-1686 (251 amino acids)
Biological process (GO): immune response; positive regulation of isotype switching to IgA isotypes
Cellular component (GO): membrane
Molecular function (GO): receptor ligand activity; tumor necrosis factor receptor binding
Source: RefSeq, a predicted model, not a curated record
GGCAGCCUCAUUUACCUAGGAGGCGGGCUUCCUCCCGCGGGGAAUCCCUGCGCGCAGGGCCCUUCCUCUUGGCAGCUUCGGACGUGCAGCAGGUGCUGGCACAAGCCCUGGCUGGGACGUGGGGCUCGCUCGAGCAGGCCCGCGCGGGGGCUCGGGGUCGGUCAGCGGGCCGCCAGGGGCCCAGGAAUCCGGGAAGCUGCACCCCUGCGUCCAGGGGAGGAAUUGUCCAGCAGCAGGGUGCUUGGGGCCAGCUCGUUCUCUCUUUGUCCAGAGCCUUAUGUAAGAGCAUUUCUCGGGAAACAGGAAGUCCUGCUUGCCAAGUUCAGCACAGGGAGUAGCGCAGGCCUUAUUCCAACACACCCGGCCUGGCCUUAACCCCAGAACGCAGCCGGUUGCUUCUUGCUUCCGCGACCCUGGUUUUCCUCCUCACUGACCCCCUCCCCUCCUUUCCCACCUGCCGUCCCUCUUAGCAGCCGCCCCAGAGGUCUCGCCUGGGCCCUGGCCAGAGGGUCUUCCACGCUCACCCCCUGACGUCCACGCUGCCCAGCUUGCCCCUCCGUUCUGGCUCCUGGCACCAUGCCCCACCGCCAACCAACCUUCCCUCCCCCACUUCUGGGGCCGCCCCGGGGUUCCUGCGCUCUGGCCGCUCCUCCUGGGUGUCACUGGCAGCCCCGUGCUUCCUAGAGAGACUGACACUAAAUUCUCCUGAGGCUGGCGGAGGGUCUCGGGACAACACUGGCCCCGCAGCAGGGUGCCAGGAGCACCAACAGUGCCCUGAGCUUGCUUUCUGCCUCCGUCCUUUUCAUUCUCAAGUUCCUUUUUAUUUCUCCCUUGCGUAACGCCCUUCUUCCCUUCUGCACCCCCACCCUCCCGGUCACCUCCUUGCCACCCCACUCCUGAGCCCACAGCUGUUGGCAGGGUCCCCAGCUCAUGCCAGCCUCAUCUCCUUCCUUGCCAGCCCCUAAAGGGCCCCUGGGAGACAUGGCCCCCAUCCGAGAGCCGGCUCGCUCUGUUGCCCUCUGGUUGAGUUGGGGGGCGGCUCUGGGGGCUGUGGCUUGUGCCAUGGUUCUGCUGACCCAACAAACAGAGCUGCAAACCCUAAGGAGAGAGGUGACCCGGCUGCAGAGGUCCGGAGGGCCCUCCGAGAAGGGGGACGGGGAUCCGUGGCAGAACCUCUGGGAGCAGGAACAGAGCCCUGACGGCGCGGAAGCCUGGGAGAACGGGGAGAGAUCCCGGAGAAGGAGAGCCGUGCUCACCCGUAAACAGAAGAAGAAGCGCUCAGUUCUGCAUCUCGUUCCCAUUAACAUCACCUCCAAGGAGGACUCGGAUGUGACAGAACUCAUGUGGCAACCAGCUCUCAAGCGUGGGAGAGGUCUGGAGGCUCAAGGAUACUUUGUCCGAGUCUGGGAUGCUGGAGUUUAUCUGCUGUACAGCCAGGUCCUGUUUCACGAUGUGACUUUCACCAUGGGUCAGGUGGUAUCUCGGGAGGGCCAGGGAAGGCAGGAGACUCUAUUCCGAUGUAUUCGAAGUAUGCCCUCCAACCCCGACUGGGCCUACAAUAGCUGCUACAGUGCAGGUGUGUUCCAUUUACACCAAGGGGACAUUCUGAGUGUCGUGAUCCCCCGGGCCAGGGCGAAACUCAGCCUCUCUCCACACGGAACCUUCCUGGGAGUUGUGAAACUGUGAUUGUGUUGUAAAGGUGGUUCUGAGCUUGGAAGACCAGGGUGGGUACAUUUCGGAGACAGCCAAGAGCCGAGGAGACAAAGGACAGGGAACAGGCAGGAGGAGAGGCCUUUUCAGAGUUUGACUGGAACCCCAGGUUUGACAGCUCCUGACUCUCCCUUCCUCCCCCUGCUCCCCUCCCCCCGGGGGGGGGGUCUUUAAAUUCAUGGAUAUUAAAGAGACAGACUAUCGUU